Molecule: messenger RNA, 8139 nt
Organism: Seminavis robusta
Lineage: Eukaryota; Bacillariophyta; Bacillariophyceae; Naviculales; Naviculaceae
Source: the annotation of a GenBank genome assembly
AUGAGGACAAAGAUCUUUAAUUUCAAGGACCGUCCAGCCCUGAAGAUCCAAUCUGAUUCUGACUGCGCUCAGCUCUACGACCACUUCUACUCCACUGUAGAAGACGAUGUGCGUUCUCACUUUGGAAGUUGCAAAGAUGAGUUGAGUUCCGUCGUGGCAAGUCUGAAGCACUUGAAGGAGUCAGUCGGCGUCACAUGGAUGGCUCCCUAUGGAUGUGCAAUAAUGGUGAAAAACCUCGAUGUUCUCUCGACAAAGAUAUCCGUCGUUGGCCUCGACAAAUGGGAGGGUAUGAUUCAUUCCUCUGUGAGUGGACGAGAAGCCACAGCAAUCCCGGAUGUUGUCCGCCCUUGUAUCCUUGAAAUUGGACCUGUGAAGAAUGAGUCAUGUCCCGCUGUCAUGGGAAUCUUUCUGCGAUUGAUGCAAAGUGCGCAAUCCACGGCUACAAGGGAGAAGCAUCACAAGACUCCCUCGUUUGUGUGGGCAAGACUCCUUGAUGCCAUGGUGGAGGCAAAGGCUUUACCCAAGAGCACUGUAAACGCCAUCAUAGAGAGCUACCAGGGAGGAAUGACAGAUGUUGGCAGGCACACGUCAUGCCUGGAAAGAAACACCUCGUUUCCUUUGGUUGCGUCUGUUUACUCCUCCAUGCUGUAUCUCUACGAACUUGAUGAGGACCAUGACUCGUUUCGCAAGAUGCUUUGUGUGUAUUUUCUACGCCAUCUAAGGAACAUUCGUGGCAACGUCACAACUUUUGAUCAACGAAAGAUCGACCGAGGCAUCGUGGUGAUUCGCGAGGUUGAACGUUACAUUGUCAAAGUCAAGUGCAAGCGUUUCCAGGAGCGAGUGAUUGAAGAGCUAGAAGAGCAUCAUCACGCGUUGAAAGCGCUAAGCCCGGUUCUUGACCCAACGAUGUGCACGACGCCCCAGGACUUUUCGAUUGAAAUCAUUCAGGAUCCAAGCGCAGCCGUAAAGCCCCCUUCGCUGCCGAAGGUGUCUAUUCGGACAACUUACACCGAUUAUGGCACUCGGAUGGCAAGAGCUCAAGCUCAAGCAAAGACGAAUCUUCAGUGGUCCGACCUGAUGGUCACUCGCUUUGUUGGAAAGACCGGUACACAGGAUGAUUUGGUUGCUCUUGGCCGCAUCAAUAAGGAAUUUUGGUGCUACGCAGGAGAUCUCUUGGACCCAUGGAAAUCUCAUGACGUACAUGACUUGAAAGGCAAAAUGGAAACACAUAUGCAAGCGACGUCGCUAGCUUUGCAAAAGUCCAAGGGCUGCGUAAGUCUGAUGACCGUGGAGCUACGAAGCUGCCAGGUGCUGGUGAUUUGGAUAACCUACUGCUGGGCACAUCGAAUCGCGAAGGAGAGGUAUCCCGUUUUCAGCGGCUACUCAGCGAUUUUUGAUCCUGAUGAUCUCGGCUACUUGGUUCUGCAAGAGGCGGAUGCAAUCGAUGCGUUGAAGAACGUAAAGUCUUUCCUGACGCUGCACAGGCUGUCGGCAAAGGUCCCCUUCUGCAAUCCAAGUGACACGCUGGACCUCGCUUUGUCAAUGGGAAAUGCUUCGAACGAUUGGGGAGCCCGCGUCAGGUCCAUACAUGAUGCUGAAUUCUGUGCCGCCGAGCGCAGAAUCGAAGAGAGGUGGGAAAAAAUCCAAAAGACCCAAGCAGAACUUGGUGUCCUUGAUAGCCAACUGAAGAAAGCAGAGAGCACACUGAGGUCUGCAGAAGCAGCUCUGAGUACGUCGCGAAGCCGAGACUACACAACGAGUAUCUACGGGAGGAUUUUUUAUACAUCUACCUACCACCAGUACGAAUGUGCUCGUAACGAGGCUAUUCGUCUUGUCGACGACCUGAAGGGAAAGGUUAGACGCCUUGAAGCAAGGCCGCCAGAUGUUUUCUUCGCUUUGCCAAAGACUAAGCAGAAGGCGUUGCAAUGGUUGUUCAUGCUGUUCAUGCCUUCCGAGUUUGUUGAUGUCCUGUCGUUGGCUCACCUUGCUGCAACUCAAAUGUGGAACAGAACUCCGCCGACACCGGCGUUGCCAACUCAGAUCUUGAGCAAUUGGUUCAUUGCGUACAAAACGACCAGUGACAACCCUGUCUCAUUGGAUGGAAAGAUGGUUCUCGGCAGCACAACCCGGGCAUUUAGAUCCCCCGUGGAUGGUGUCGCCAUUCGUCGUUACGACAGAGAAACGGGGGUGCGAUAUCCAGAUUCAUACAUUUUGGUUCCCGCUUGGUGCACAACUGAUCCUUUUGCUCCUACCCGAAGCCACCAGGAUACCGCCCGGUAUUUCACCGAGAGCCUGCCACCAAAAAAAUCGGCCGCUCAGAGCUUCCUCGUGAUGCUGCCAAGCCGAACACGAGGCAAUGAAGGAAUUGCGACGAAGAACAAAAAGCCUGAUUGGCUCAACUACGAAGAGUACCAAAUGUUUGCAGCAAUGAGAGCAUACCCCCGCCUACAAAUGCGCCAGCUGCUGAUUGCGAUGGUUGAUGAUCUGUUGCCGUUUGGCGAUGAUGGUGUCCAGGUAUUGGUGAGACAACUCCUCUACCAUGUUGGAGACAAUUGCUGGAAGCAAGAUUUGGAUUCUGCGUUCUAUGGUCAAAUUGCGAGCGAGCUUGUUCGGAAGGCGGAUCUACUGAAAGAAUCACCGAACAACAUUGGCAAGCUUCUCUUUUUCGGAUUUGUGGGUGCUUUCUUUGGACAAUACAGCGACAGCUGCAUUGAGUGUUCGAGGCUGUACAUGUCCGUUUCAAGAAAACUGGGCGACGCUGUGGACGCGCAAAUCUUCCUGGCGGAGAAGAUCAUACCGAAGCUUUAUUGGAAGCAAGCCCAGUUGUAUGGAUGUGCCUUGCUCUCUCAUUGUCCGAGGGACAAUGACAAGGGAACCUUGUUGCAACUGGUUGAGUUGAUUGUUCUGUUCCAAUACAAAUCACUCUUUGCUGCUGAAGAUCGGCAUGCUAGUCAACUCCAACAUGCCUUGCACUAUGCAAUGUCUGGAAACAUCGAUGCUAUUCUCAAGGCCGUCACAGCUAACUUGGAUUGCCUUACUAGGUGCCUUCGACUCGUCAUCGAUGAUUUGCCGGACCGGCUCACAUGGACAAGGAUUUGCUACCCUGACGUUGCAAGCACUGCUUGCUUCGAAGCGCAAGCGGGGCAUCACUAUUCUGUUAAUGUUCUCAAUGGUAUUGUCUUGGUUGAUGGGGUCCCCCCUGGUUUCCUUCCAGCGACCAUUGUGGCCAAUUCGCUCUAUCAGAGGACUUUUGGCUCAAGAAACUUUGAAUGUAUUGUGGUUGAUGUAGACCAUUUCAGAACCAGCAGGCUGAUUGACGACUGUUUCCUCUAUGAGUUUGUCUGGCAAGAAAAUCACUUGGACAUCAUUGAGUACGACACCCGCGAUGACGUUGGAUCAGAGCCAAAGUCAUCGGCUCUCUUGUCGAAGUGUGUUGUUGCGAUUUCCGCUGCGGCAAGACAAGGUCAGAAUUGGGGACCCCCACAAGCAUCUACCGGUAACAACCCUUCAACUCAGCUUUUGCGUGAUGGGCUCGUGCUGGUACCCCGUGAAAAAUUUGAUAUCCCGGUUUUGUUGUCAAAGCCAUACAGUCAUUGGUAUUCAAGGCGAUAUGAUGCAUUUGUGAUUCGGUCUCCGUCCUACAAGGAACGUUCUAUUUUGUUUGUGAUUACCAAUGAAGCCUUGUAUUGCGUCCCCACAGAAGACAUGGCUGCUUCACUCGACUCGAUCAUUCGCAAGCUUCAGAUCUACGAUCGCCUUCUAUUUCGAAAGCCCAAGAUAAUCGAAGUUCUAUCGAGAGUCGAAUUUUCCAAGUUCAUCCUACCCUGGCUUGAUUCAAGUUUGAAGAGCAUUCGGUACGAAAUGCGUCGUCUGGGUUUACAUUUUCUAGAGAAAGAGGGCGCCGUGGAUUCCGUCAAUUUCUGUGGAUUUUCUCUCAUGCAAAACCAGACAUUGGAAGGAACCUUGAUGGGUGUGACGAGCUACCUUGUCCUCUCGGAUGUGCUCGGCAAUGAAAAGGUUUUGAUUCCUGCUGGGUUGAUUGCAAACGGCGGAAACGUCAUAGGAAGGAGCGCAUGGAACUACAAAGGCAGCUUUCACGCUUACGACGUGCACUCCCGUUUUCGCCAUUUGAUCGCGAUGGACAGUUUGGGAUGGUUGCAGCUGGCAUGUAUGUGUGCUGCGUCAGGUUGCUUAAUUGCUGAGGAGCGUUCAAUGAAAACCGGCUACGAGAUGGCUAUUGGGCUUGCCCGCCACAGCUGGACCAACCACGAGUUAUCACAAGCUGAAACGGCGAAGCUUCAAGAAGUUUCAAAGUUCAGCAAUCUUUCAUGCACGUUGCGUCUCAUGUGCUCUUGGAUUUGGAACUGCUCAAACCGACUAGGAUUGCUUCGCGAGGAAGCUUCCGCGGAUGCUGCAGCCGGGGAUGUUGCUCCUUUGGGGCUAGAAGUGGACCCUCUGGCAGUACGGGAGUACCGCGAGAGUCCGCACGCACCAAGACUGUUGCCAACUGAAGAGUGCUUCCUCCUCGGAACGAAACAAGCUCUUGAAUACCCUCCAACAUGGAAUUCGCUGGCAGAAAACGAAACCCAUCAUUUUGUGGCAGAAAAGGAAGCUCUUUUAGCGGCAACUUGCCUAGCGCCGCAAAGGAGUAAGUCAGAGAGAGCACCUUUCCCGCUUGCCAUUCCUGACGGUGAUUCGGGAGUGGAACGAGAAUUUUACGAGGGCCUAAAGUCGAGUUGGGAUGACCACUGCUCUGUCCCCAGAUUUGAAGCUCGCCGCAAGCCAACGAUGUGGAGAGAGACCUUAGACGAUGUGAGGACCGCAAGGCAGUCGAAAGAAGGGAUGAUUCUGGAGACGUUAAGGAAGCACGAGUCAAAGGAGUUUCGAGUUGCAGUGCUUUCUGGCUGUAUCAGACUCGCUGGUCCCUAUGAUUUUCUUCGCCUUGUCCUUGAUGCCAAUUCGGUCGCUGAAGUUAACCCAGUUCUCUCAGCUGAAACGCGUGCAGAAAUGAGGACUCAGAUAGUUGAGUGGAUGAUGCUUUGUGUGCUGGAAGACAAACUCUACCGAAUCAUCAACUCGUCUUCUGACAACGAUAUUUUGGAAGAGCUGCGCGCAAUCAGGAAUUGGAAUCCAUGGGAUCAUCUGCCUUGGCUAGUUUUCGAGGUGGAGCAACGAUUGCAAAUUCGCCAGUACCAGUAUGAUGUUGUAAAACGUCUGACGGACAACCCACACACCACCAUUCAGUUGAAUAUGGGGCUUGGCAAAACGAGCGUUCUAGUCCCCAUGCUCAUUCUUGAAUAUGUAAACUCCGGAGAAUGCGUCGUUCGCAUCAACAUGCUUCCUUCCCUGGUGACUGUCGUCGAACAGAUAUACAAACGCAGCUUGACUGCAUCAGCGCAGCAUGUACGAAUAAUGACUUUUCCCUUUCAGCGGACUUUUCCGCUAGCAGAAGUUCACUCCAAGCUGCUGUCUGAGGAAAUAACGCGAUGCAAAGUUGGGAGGGGUUGCCUGCUUGUCACUGCGCAGCAUCGAAACUCCCUUUUGCUGAAACAGCAUGACAGCGGCAUGUUUGUGGAGGGCUUACGAGAGGAGUCGCUUGACGUCAUUGAUGAAUCCGAUGCAAUCCUUCACCAGUCUUUUCAGCUUGUUUAUGCACUCGGCGAACAAGAGCCUCUGCCUGAUGGGCAUGCUCGCUGGAGCAUGGCUGAGGCUUUCCUCCAGAUUCUCUCUGAAAGCACAUGCCCAUAUAUAGCUUCGGUCAGAGACGACCCGUCUCUGGUUCAUUCAGAAGGCCCUGGACAUGGUGCCUUUCGUGGACUCAGGCUUCUUCCGGCAGUUAAGGAGCACCAACAAAGCUUGGGAAGAGCCCUCUGCAAAGAGCUUGUCAAAAGCCCUCCUCACGAGUUCCUUUGGAUGAAAAGCGUGCCCGUCGCUGAGCUGGAGCCGCUCAUUGACAUCAUGUCCAAUGAUCAGUGCCCGGCAAAGGAUUUAAUCGAAGCCGACCUACAUCUUUUGAAACACAAAGCUGAUAUUCUUGCCGCAAGAGGCUCCAUUGCCUUCGGUUUGCUCUUUCACUGCUUAAAGGCACGUCACAGAGUGCACUAUGGCACGGAGACUUCAAGAGGGAAGCUGGCGGUUCCAUUCUCUGCAAGUGACACUCCAAAAGCCCGUUCCGACUACAGUCACCCUGACGUGCAGAUUAUCUACACAUGUCUCUCGUACUUUCACCGUGGACUCACAAGGGAACAGUUGAGAGAGGCAUUGAUUUGUCUGCAAGAGCUGGGCCCAACAGCUCAGGACACCAUCUACAGCUCAUGGAUCAAUAGUAUCCGUGGUGGUUCGGUGAACCGUAACGAAAUGAUCAAGUUUGACUCGAUCCGAAAGGUGGACUUGUACAACAGUGAUCAACUUGAGCUGAUGUAUCAAGCCCUCUGGAAAAGCAUGAAGGUAGCUUCCUUUUGGAUGAAUAACUUUGUGUUUCCGCAAGAGACUCACAUCUUCCCUCAGCGUCGAGUGACAUCUGCAUGGGAUUUGGUGACCGGGAGCAGCGAGCACAACGCAAUGGGCUUCUCCGGUACCGAAGACAAUCGCAAACUUCUUCCAUUAUCCGUCAGGCAGAUUGAACAUGAUUUGCCCGAGCUCAGAGCUACGAACGGAGCAAUGAUUGAUCGAAUUCUUAAGUGUACAUCUCACGUUGUCUUGCUCCCGGAUGAUCGUGGCGACCUGUGGAAAAGCGUAUUGCAAAAAUGCGUCGAGAUGAGAGUGGACGCUCUGAUUGAUGUGGGUGGUCUAAUGGCGGGAAUCAAGAAUGCAGAUGCUGCUGUCUUCCUCUCUGGAAUCAUUGACCAGCAACAAAUGCGUGGUGUAGUGUACUUCAGUACCACAAGCGAUGCUUGGAGUGUUUAUUCACUUCAAAGCAAAGUGCACUGCCCACUCCAAACUUCUUCUCUCACCGCAGCGGAAUGCUUUGCUUUCUACGAUGAAAGUCGAUGCCGGGGGUCUGAUUUGAAGCUUGCCAUCAAGGCUUGUGCGCUCGUGACACUAGAGCCAGGGCUUACCAAAGAUCGAUUCCUACAGGCAUGUGCUCGGAUGCGCAAGCUCGAGACUGGGGAACAAUCUCUGAUCCUCGCUGGGACGUCAGAAACGCUCGGCACGCUAAGCACCGUGGAGGACGUGUUGAGAUUAACCAUCAAGAACUCAGCUAAAGCCAUCGAAAAGGGCAUCAUGGAGCUGUACGAUCGAGGCAUCAAUCACUACAAGUUCCCAGAACCUCAAGAGAUGGAUGUUUCGCUGGUUGCUUUGUAUGGUGAUGCAGUGAAGAAGUUCCAGUCUAUGGGAUCAUACCUUGACGCCACAAUUGAGAGUGUUGACGAUUUUUCGGAGGAUGUGGAGAUCUUGGAUAAAUACUGCAGGAAUAUUGGCGACAAGGCGAACGUGAAAGCUUCACAGCUUGCAGAAGAGUGCGAACGAGAAUUGGAAGAGGAGGAGGAAGAAGAAGAGGAAGAAGAAAGAGAAGUAGAAGUUAUGUCACCUUGCUCUGAGAUUGAUUGGGAUUUUUCUAGUGCAUUCUCCGGCAGGCCCCUGGGCACCGAACUGUUCAAAGUAAGGGAUGAUGUCGAUCUGGACAUCAACUGGAGUUGCAAGCUGCUGUGCACCCGAAACUAUUUGAGAACUGUCACGAUCGGUUCUUCGCGCAAGUUCUAUUUACGACCUGUGAAUGCCUUCUUACGUUUUCCCGAUGGCCGCAUUGUGUUGAUAUCUGACUACGAAGCCGAAAACCUUUUGCCACAUUGGUGGCAAGUGCAGCAUUCUUCCCCCGAGGUAAAGCUUGGACAUCUUGCUUUGGCUUCCAGGAAGAUUUGGCUCGGCGGGGAUGAAAUGAUGCUUCGGAAUAAUGUCUUCACCAUGACAUCAGCAAAGGUGUUUCGGGGCUAUGUGAACUUUGAGGAGGACGAGCAAAAAGUGCUGGGAAAGCUGUUCGUGAAAGGAAAAGCGCGAAGCUCGAUUGCGAUGCUUUUGGAGCUUCGACAUCGGAUUCGAUUCCUAGAACGCAGCGAUUUGGACGAGUUCGCUCUUCUAGCUGGCGAUGGAGUGGCAACUGGAGAGGACACAUUCAAUCAAAGCAUGGAUGCUGUUUGA